Dothidotthia symphoricarpi CBS 119687 is the source of this 668-nucleotide messenger RNA. RefSeq names its product COPI associated. The transcript has 6 exons. Gene Ontology annotation, biological process: vesicle-mediated transport. Bases 46 to 441 code for a protein of 131 amino acids. The record is from RefSeq and is a predicted model, not a curated record. NCBI's taxonomy places the organism in Eukaryota, Fungi, Ascomycota, Dothideomycetes, Pleosporales, Dothidotthiaceae. Gene Ontology annotation, cellular component: Golgi membrane.
AAGACACUCAAGCUGCGGUUCCCCAAUCUCUCCAGCUCGCCCACCAUGGAUUUCUCCGACAUCUUUCGCAUGGUGAAUUUCGCCGUCGCGGUAUUCAUGGUCCUCGGCGGUAUCGCGAAGCUGUUCCCGUUCACCGAUUUCUCGCACAUAAUUCUCGGUGUUUAUCUGAUAAUCUUCGGUCUUGGCACUGCUUUGCUGGAAUUCCAGAUUCCCCAGCAAGUCGCCCGAUAUGCAUCCUUCAUGUUCUCCUUCCUCGGCCGCGGUAUCUUCUACGUCUUCGUUGGCUCUGUCAUCGUGGGUGAACGUUGGUUCCGUUUUGUCCCAGGUACCAUCGUAGGCAUCAUCGGACUUGGUUACUCUGCUUUGGAGUUCAUCCCAUCGAUCGAGCCUCCAGCGAACAUGCGCGACGCCGAUGCCGGUUGGGGCGCCGAGCAAGUCUAGAGGUCUCAACCGCAGCCUUCGCGAAUGGCUUUAGAAGGAUACGCGUGCGUAUCUCGACACCCUCGACGCUGAAGUCUUGGCUGUUAUUUGUGUACUAAAAGUGUGUAACUUGGACGGAGGCUCUGUUGGUUAGGAGUUUAUGGGUGGCGAUAGUCCUGUAGUUGAACGUUGGCUUUUUGAAGCGUGAGGUGGAUUUAUGCUGGCCGUAUUCAUGGAGAUAUCCUGUG